AAAUCUCACGAACAAGCAAUCAAAUGUUCCGAAUCUCCCCAUAGGGCGUUUGAGCCAUCCAAAGGAAUCGAAGCUACAUCUGCAUUGCAUUGUCGAUCUUCCAUCAUACUGGCCAGGCCUUACAAAGUGGUUUGGCAGCUGAAUGAUAAGUGAAAAAGCUUCAUUCCACACUCAUGUCACUAGAGGCAACAGUGUACGAAGCAAGAAGUAACAAGUUCAAUAUAUUUCUUUUCCAUUCUUUCGUGUGAUCAAUAUUCCUCCUUAAUACAACUACAAAGCAUGGGUUUGUAGACUGCUCAGCGCCUUCCUCUUUUCUCUAUUAAAUUGCGCUGGACUCAUAGUCUACCAACCGCCGUUAUCUCCAUUACUUUCGCGAAAUGGUUUAUUGUGGUAAGCCAAGUAAAGCUUGCGCUGAAUGCAGGCUUCGUAGAACCAAGGUGAGCAAGCACUUCGUGGAAAAUAUGGAAACAAUCACUCAUCUGCACCAGUGUGACGCUUUAACACCUUCAUGUUCACAAUGUAUUCGUGCAGGGCGCCUUUGCACGGGGUACAGAACCGAAGCAGACAUGAUGUUUCGUGACCAGACGAAACACUACGCCAACAGACGUCGAAAUCAAAAUGAAUCUCGAACUUCUGUGUCUAGGCGGAGAAAUAACGCGUCAAAUGACACAUUAGAUUUCUCUAUAGAUCCUCAAUUGACUAGCGAACCUAAGCUCCAGCUUGUGACGCAGACCACACCACUUACAAUCGAGCUUUCUACUUCUUCAUCCGAGCAGGCUACAUGCUACUUUUUUCGGAACUACGUCUUAGAAGAUAACUCGACAAGUGGUAGCUUCCAGUAUCUCCACGACAUCUAUGGUAAUGAGCUCAUCGGCUCCGCUUUGGCUGAUAGCAUUGAAUCCCUGGGCAUGGUUGGCUUAGCACACUUUUGGAAAGCUCCUGAUCUCCAACUUCAUGCAAACAGAAAGUAUAACUCUGCUCUAAGGCUUGUUAGUUCUCGCCUAAGAAACGAAGAUGAAGCACGAGCAGACCAAACCCUUGUGGCUGUGAUGCUCUUAGGCCUUUACGAAGUAGGUACUACGGACAGACGCAAAAUCUCAUAACGCUAAGGACUUAUUAGACAAAUACAUGUACCGGUCCUCAAUCGAUGCAAUCCUGGACCAAGCAUACCAUCGGAGCUUCAUCGUUGAUGCAACUCAAAGGGAAGCAGUGCCUUGAAAACCCUAUAGGCCGGCAUCUAUUUCUUCAUCUCCGGACUCAAGUAGUAUGUAAUCCACUGGCUCAAUUUUGGAGUUUCUCAUAAUAACUUUUCUAGAUCACAAAUUGUCUACAACGCCAUGUUUCUACUCCAUCUUUUAUUCGUGAUUGGUCAAAAUAUGCGAUCCAGUUUCAAUCGCCGAAUGAUGCCCAUGCUACAAUGCUCUCGGAACAAGUGAUGGAGUUUUGCGACUUACGUGCAACAAUGUCUUCUUUUCAUGAUCAUAGCAAUGCCGAAAAUGUUAUCAAAGCCGCUCUUACGAUUGACUCCAAGCUUGUAGAGUGGGCUUUUACCUGUCCUCCCGAGAGUAUGUUUUACAAAACUCUCACCUUGAGGCAAAGGUCUGAAGGUGUCUUUUCAGAUUAUUAUCAUAUUUACGAUAGUAUCUGGGCAGCCGCACUCUGGAACCAUUAUAGAUGCGUCCGGAUCCUCAUCAAUGAGGUUGUUUAUGUUCAGCUUGCACAUCUCAAAUAUACCCAGCCGGAUUUAUUCGUCUCGGAGCCGAGAAACCCUUCCUUCUCGGAUUCUCAAUUGGAAACAUCGACCACAACCAUCAUUCAAUUGUCACAUGAUAUAUGUGCUAGCGUACCAUUUAUGCUCGGAUACGAUGAGAGUGGAGAAGUGGCCUUGGGCAGUGCUAAAGCAGUUAGUGGUAAUCUGUUAUUAUGGCCUUUGUAUACGGCGGCUUGCACGGCUGCCGUGUCGGAUAUGAUGUGUCACUGGGUAGCUGGGAGGUUGAGGGUCAUAUCAGAUAUCAUGGGAAUAAAGCAAGCUGCUCCAUUGUCACAUAUCUUGAUAAAAAGAAAGGAUUUAUUGGCUUGGGAGCUUGAGGACAUUGAGAAUGGAGCUGCACCAAAUUAUGAAGAUUGGACACAUGGGCAAUUGAUGGAGCUGACAUGAGCUGAAGCAAAACUUUAGCUGUUACUGGAAAACAACAACGCGCUGAAGAGUGGAAUGACUGAGAACUUCGUCUUUUCUAAGCAUGGGGAUCCUUUUUGAUGUAUUUAUGUCUACCAUAGAUUAUCCGUCCCGCGGGUUACCUAUUAAACCUAUAACCCGCCC
Molecule: messenger RNA, 2320 nt
Organism: Sclerotinia trifoliorum
Lineage: Eukaryota; Fungi; Ascomycota; Leotiomycetes; Helotiales; Sclerotiniaceae
Source: the annotation of a GenBank genome assembly